AUCAAUAUGGCCUCCAGCUCAAUCCAGCUACAUGCGAGACACGCGGGUGCAGAGCUGUUUUUCGAGGAAAACCAGCGGAAUCAUUCGGUUCUGGAGAAGUACAAUUAGCUUGCGUGGAGUUGAAAUGCUUUUAACUUACGGUUUUCUAGAUGAGGAACAUGAGGAAGUGUGUGGCUACUGAUAACCGAAAGUGCAAUUAAAGUGUGAAUAGCUCAUGGACAGCCGUUCAUGAGCCAAAGUCGUAAGCGCGAACACAUCAGUUGAUGCAUUAUCGUUACGGAGAGCCUUAUCGUGGCACGCCGGUGGUUGGGGGAGCCUCGUAAGAGCUCAAUUCGGGCCAGCUUUAUGUCCAAAAGUGUACUUGAGGGUGAAGAUGGAGAUAUGGCGGACAGAAAUGGCGAAGAUAACGUCUGCAUUCAGCAAAUUUUGCAGGAAAUGACCAAUGAGUUCAAUAAAGGCGUGAACCCUAACAAACCCGUGGAGAACGAACGGCCGCAGAAACCUAACGGUUUGGAGGUGCCAAGUAAGGAGGUUUUUGAGGUUAGAGUGGAGAAUGACUGGAAUACUGCUGCAAACUGUGUAAACUUGACCGGAAAGAACCUCGUCGAGAAAUCUCUCGAGGAAGCGAAGGACGAGAUUAAGGAAACUAAGGAGAUUAAAGACAAUCAAAGUGCGAAAGAUGAAAUUCAUAAGAAGGACGGGAAUAUACCAAGGAUUGUGUUGACUUUUAGGACCAUCGAUGAGAACACUGAUUCUGGCAAAAAAACAAAGAUUUCUAGUUGCUCGUCAAAUCUGACAUUAGUUCCUGAUGAGUUGGUUAAUUGCAAUCAAAUUGGGGGAGUUUCUGUUAAGAUAGAAACCUUUGAUGAAAAUUCCGAAAUAAUUGAUAAAUCGGAUACCGAGGAGGGUAAGGUAGUAGAAGAGGAAGGAAAACAUAUCGAGAAAAAUUAUGAGAGAAUCAAUUCUAAGGUUUUGAGCCUGGAUGAUAUGUCAGUUGUGGACAUUGUGGAUAAUACAGAAGAAAGUAAAGACCAUGAGAUUCCUGUGCUGGAACCUGGUAUAGAAGAAAAUACACAAAAUUUACCAUUUAUUAAAAAAAAGAGAAGAAGAUUGAGGAUUCCCAGUGAGUCUGAAGGAGCACCAAGUCCAAAACGCUCCGCGCGGCGAAUGUGUAAAGAGCCCCUGAAAAGUACCGUUCUCGAAAGUGCCAUAGCUAGAAAGGAAAAAUCGAAUUAUACGGCCGAGCAUUCGCAAUUUAAACCGAUAAGAAAGUACAGCAAACCCGGUCGACCAAAAAAGAUAUUGCAGGCAAAAGAAAUGAUUAAGCAAUCGCAUCCCAAGGUAUUCGAAGCACGCCACGAUCUUAUGAACAGCGCUGCCGAAACAAAUAGUAGUUAUAAUAAAAUGAACUCGACUGUAGAAAGUUCUAAAAUCUUUAGUUUUACCGAGAACUCCGUAUGUGAUUCAGCAGUAGAUGAUUGCCAAAACUCUUCCGCAGAAUUUGAUGGAAUGCCAAAGUUAUCUCCAAUAAUGAAGAAUACAGAUCCAUUGCAAACAAAAUUAUGCAAUCCUGUAGGUAGUCCAAAUAGUGAAGACGGAAACAUAUUGGAUAAGGAUAAACCAUUUUUGAGACCUGCCACUGGUAGAACUAAAAGGGAAAGAGGUCGACCAAGAGGUAGUACAGGAGCUAGGAAGAUUGCUAAGUCUGAUUCUUUCGAAGACGGAUCUAAUAACAUCGCUGAAGCUGGAAAAACUAAUGAUUGUCCGGAAGAGGGUAGUUUGCCUGCAAAAAGAACGAGGAGAAGUAUGGCUUCUAGCCCCAGUCCAGCAGAAGGACAAGCUUCGAAGCCAGAAUCUACGGCAAUUUUAUGCGAGAUUUACGGGAAGUCAAUGCUGUGUCUCUGUCAAGUACGAUCUCAGCUCUAUGUAACGAUCAGCGGCAAUGGUCCUCCACUUUACUGUACAGCAGUAGAUUCUAUGGACAAUAAAAUAGUAGGAUGUUGCAAUGAAGUUGAUACCAAUGAUGUGGCUAUGCGUCGAACGAGCACUCGUGUGCCCUUUAUCAUUCUCUGUCGUAUGCACAAGGAAAGAUUGCUCAGGCACAAUUGCUGCCCUACCUGUGGACUUUUUUGUUUACAAGGCAGAUUUAUGCAAUGCACAAAUGGACAUCAAUACCACCGCGAUUGUGAACUUUAUCAUUCCAAAAAAGGUGCAUGCCCGCAUUGUGGAGACGACAGUAUAGAGUACGAUGUUUUUGUGUCUAUGACUGGUAUAAGACAACCCGUAUAUAUUCCAACUCGAAGAAAAUUCUCCAAGGUACUAUCUGCUAAAAUGUCUUUGCCGGGAAAGGGUGAUAACACUAAGCUUGCGGAAAGAAGGCCACCAAUUCCUUUAAUUCAACCUGAAUUGAUCAAAAUACCUGAACCAACUACUGGAAACUCUGAGAGGCCUGAACGUUAUACUAUCAUGAGUCUUUACACUUCUGUUAAAAAUGGUGACUUGGAUAAGUUAGUAAACAUUUUAGCCUGCGGUUACAAUGCAAAUCAUACAUUCCGAGACUAUGCUAGUCGCACGUGUUUGCAUUUAGCUGCAGAAAAAGGCCAUUUGUCCUGUCUGCAUGUUCUAAUUCAGGCUGGUGCUCAGGUGGAUGUUAUGGAUAAAAAUCAAUUAACGCCAUUGAUGUUAGCCGCAACCAAAGGAAGGGCCGACGUUGUGCGAUAUCUGAUUAGAAUUGGAGCUGACGUCACCCUAAAGGGCGAAGAUGGCAUGACGGCCUUACACAUGUCAGCCAAAUCUGGCCAUUUAGAUGUUUGCCGAAUUAUACUGAGGGAAUGUAAAGUACCAAGGACUUUAGUAGAUUCCGUUGAUGAUGGUGGCUGGACGAGUUUAAUUUGGGCCUGUGAAUUUCGUCAUACUGAAGUCGCGCGGUUCUUGGUAGAAAAGAAGUGCGAUCCUUUAAUAAGAGAUGCUGAACAAAAUAUUGCCCUACAUUGGAGUGCUUUUAGUGGAAGUUCUGAGAUCACAGAGAUGCUUUUGAAUGAAGGCUGCGAUGUAAAUGCUGUGAAUGUUCACGGAGAUACGCCUCUCCACAUUGCUGCGAGACAAGAUCAGUAUGCAGUUAGCGUCCUCUUGUUGGCCCGAGGAGCGAAAGUUGGUGAACUUAAUGUUGCGGGUGAAACUGCCAUAAACUGCUGCUCUGUAGAUGGUGACACCUUAUCAGCUCUAAGGUUAAACGCGAAGGUGAAUGAGCUUAUCGAGCACAUGUGGGAGAAGACUGUUAAAAUCUUAUCCAAUGAUAUUUCUCGAGGGAAAGAAACGAACCCUAUACAAUGCGUUAACGGUUACGAUUCUGAGGAUAAGCCGACGGAUUUUGUAUAUGUCACAGAGAACUGUUACACGAGUAACAUAAACGUAGAUCGUACUAUAACAUCUCUACAGUCCUGCCGUUGUGAAGAUAACUGUAGUACUGAGAAAUGCUUAUGUGGAACUAUUAGCUUAAGGUGUUGGUAUGACGAAGAAGGCAAGCUCACUCCAGAAUUUAAUUAUUCUGAUCCUCCAAUGUUAUUUGAAUGCAACCCUGCAUGUGAUUGCAACAAAAUCACUUGUAAUAAUCGUGUUGUGCAACACGGUUUAACGCAAAGAUUUCAACUGUUUCGAACGAAGGGAAAAGGCUGGGGACUUCGAACGCUUCGACACAUUCCCAAGGGUACUUACGUUUGUGAAUAUGCUGGUGAAAUUAUUUCCGAUUCUGAAGCUGACCAUAGGGAGGAUGAUUCCUAUCUAUUCGACCUAGAUAAUAGGGUAAUUCCUUUAGACUUCUAUCAAGGAAGAUAA
Belonocnema kinseyi is the source of this 3834-nucleotide messenger RNA. RefSeq names its product histone-lysine N-methyltransferase EHMT1 (gene G9a). The transcript has 10 exons. Gene Ontology annotation, molecular function: protein-lysine N-methyltransferase activity; zinc ion binding; p53 binding. The record is from RefSeq and is a predicted model, not a curated record. Gene Ontology annotation, cellular component: nucleus. Lineage: Eukaryota; Metazoa; Arthropoda; Insecta; Hymenoptera; Cynipidae. Bases 346 to 3834 code for a protein of 1162 amino acids.